UAAGCAAAAAUAGUUAUUUUAUGUCACUAAAAUUAUUAAUUGCUGGUGCUUUGUUUCUUGUAGGUUUUGCAUGCUCUGUUGCAUCUCUGUAAAUACAAUAAAUAACAACAGCAUAAAUGCUUGGUUUCCAGUAUUCUGUUAGGAGAAAGCUUUUCACAAAUGUGUACAUUUAUGUUAGCCAUAUGGACUUGUUUAUUGGCACUAAUGUUGUGACAGUGACUUUAGGUGGAUAUGACCUCUCUAUGAUGUGUCCUCCUUAUGUCCUUGUGAUAAGUAUCACUUAUGUGCUGUGGUAAGUGUGUAUCCUUUUGUCCUAGUCUUUUAAAUACCAUCUCCGUUUCUUUGGCCCAGGGGUAGAGAACAUGAUAACCAGUUUCUUACUGUAAAUGUGUCAGCAAAUUAGAUAUUUCAUAAGAUUCAAUGUAUUGAGGUUGCUAAUAGUAAAGAGAACUAUGCUUAAGCUAACAUAGCACAAUUUUAUAAUAAUAAUAAUAUGGGUAGCACUUAACACAUUUAAUAUAUUUUAGAACUAAGAACAUUCUUGCUUAUAGACUGACCAGGAAAAUAACCAACAAUGAAUAAAUAAAUGGGUAUCUGAAUAACACUAUGUAAAAUUUCCUCUAAGGUAAGUAUGGAUUUAAAAUCAUAAAUUCUAAAAACUGCCAUUGAAAAAUACUGUACCGCUUCUCCCGGCUGGAGGCUGCUCAAGAGCUGCGGUUGGGUCACCGCUUCAUGUUUCUCUGCCGAUUCUCGGGAAAGAUGGCAGCUAAUGAUGCUGUUCGGAAGAGGCUGGAGCAGAAGGGUGCAGAGGCGGAUCAGAUCAUCGAACAUCUCAAGCAGCAGAUUGCUCUUCUUAAGGAGAAAGCAAUUUUGCAGGCAACAUUGAGAGAAGAAAAGAAACUUCGAGUUGAAAAUGCUAAACUGAAAAAAGAAAUGGAAGAGCUAAAGCAAGAGCUGAUUCUGGCAGAAAUUCAUAAUGGAGUGGAGCAAGUACGUGUUCGAUUGAGUACUCUGCUGCAGACGAAAUGUACUGCUUCUGAAAGUGUGGUGCAGUCUCCAUCAGUAACACCCACUGCCUCUUCUGCUACAAAAGAACAGNUCAAAGGGGGAGAAGAAAAGAAGGUAAAAGAGAAGACUGAGAAGAAAGGAGAGAAAAAGGAGAAGCAGCAGUCGGCAGCAGCAAGUGCUGACUCCAAGCCUAUGGAUGUGUCGCGCCUGGAUCUUCGAAUUGGUUGAACUGUUACUGCCAAGAAACACCCUGAUGCAGAUUCACUGUAUGUCGAGGAAGUUGAUGUGGGAGAGGCAGCCCCGCGCACGGUCGUCAGCGGGCUGCUGAAUCAUGGUCCUCUAGAACAGAUGCAAAAUCGGAUGGUGGUUUUACUCUGUAAUCUAAAGCCUGCAAAGAUGCGGGGAGUUCUGUCUCAAGCCAUGGUGAUGUGUGCCAGUUCACCAGAGAAAGUGGAGAUUUUGGCCCCUCCCAACGGGUUCGUUCCUGGGGACAGAAUUACUUUUGAUGCUUUUCCUGGCGAGCCCGACAAGGAGCUAAACCCUAAGAAGAAGAUCUGGGAGCAGAUCUAGCCUGACCUGCACACCAAUGCUGAGUGUGUGGCCACAUACAAAGGAGCUCCCUUUGAGGUGAAGGGGAAGGGAGUUUGCAGGGUCCAAACCAUGGUCAAUAGUGGAAUUAAAUAGGUGCUCUGUAACUGAAAGACAUUGGCAAAACCUUAAUAACAAUAAAGAGAAGUGUGUUUAUCACUUAAAAAAAAGAAAAAAAAAAAAAAAAAAGAAAAAUAGUGUACCAGAAAAGUUGUUUUUAGAAUAGGAGAACUUGAAACUUUUAAAGAAAAGUACAAACUAAAGUCAGUCAUGUGACGCACACUAGUAAUGGAGACUCCCACAACCUCACAGAAGCACAGGCAAGAGUCAGCAUAGAAAGAGCAGAUGCACGAGGAAAAAUAGGUAAAGGCCACUUACAUCUCACUCUGUAAAUAAGCAAACCCCUAAUGUGUGUGAGGGGAAAACCAAAACCAAAACAAAAGAGAACUUGAAACAACCAGAAAACAGUCUGCAGAGCUACAAGCAGCAGCAAGGUUUUCUCAGUAAUAGCACUAAGUGCACUACCACAUUCCCUAUGAAAACAAACAGUGGGGUGGCUGCAAAAACAAACAAGAUACAAUUGUUUGUUGUCUGUGAGAACGGAAAACAAAGGAGUCAGAGUCCCUGUGCCAGGCGAGAGGAAGCUUCACAAACAGCACAGGUGCACACGUAGCUUAUAAAGUACUAAAGUUGUCAGCAAG
Molecule: messenger RNA, 2297 nt
Organism: Mus caroli (Ryukyu mouse)
Lineage: Eukaryota; Metazoa; Chordata; Mammalia; Rodentia; Muridae
Source: RefSeq, a predicted model, not a curated record